Molecule: messenger RNA, 1017 nt
Organism: Recurvomyces mirabilis
Lineage: Eukaryota; Fungi; Ascomycota; Dothideomycetes; Mycosphaerellales; Teratosphaeriaceae
Gene: SNZ1
Product: Pyridoxal 5'-phosphate synthase subunit snz1
Exons: 1
Coding region: 1-1017 (338 amino acids)
Biological process (GO): pyridoxal 5'-phosphate biosynthetic process; pyridoxine biosynthetic process; amino acid metabolic process
Molecular function (GO): amine-lyase activity
Source: RefSeq, a predicted model, not a curated record
AUGGCAUCCAACGGCACAUCGACCUUUCCUGAGCGCCCUUCUGCCUUCCGUUCCCAGUCUAGCCGUCAGAACGGACACUCUGAUACUACUUCUUCUACCACAGCGACCAAGAGCUCAGUCAGCAUGUCUAGCAAUGGAACGCAAUCCUCAUUCGCCGUCAAGGCUGGUCUGGCACAGAUGCUGAAGGGUGGCGUGAUCAUGGACGUCGUCAACGUCGAGCAAGCACGCAUUGCAGAGGAAGCUGGUGCGUGUGCCGUCAUGGCCCUCGAGCGAGUACCAGCGGACAUCAGAGCACAGGGAGGCGUGGCGAGGAUGAGUGACCCUGCCAUGAUUCAGGACAUCAUGCGUGCGGUCACCACCCCAGUCAUGGCGAAGGCACGGAUAGGACAUCUCGUGGAGUGUCAGAUCCUCCAGGCUAUCGGCGUGGACUACAUUGACGAGUCUGAGGUCCUCACACCUGCGGACCCAGUCAACCACGUGGACAAGAACCUGUACAACACACCUUUCGUCUGUGGAUGCAGGAACCUGGGCGAGGCAUUGAGACGCAUCAGUGAGGGCGCGGCAAUGAUCAGGACGAAGGGCGAGGCAGGAACCGGUGAUGUGGUAGAGGCUGUACGACACAUGCAGACCGUCAACGCCGAGAUCGCAAAGGCAUCUUCAGCAACAGACGCCGACCUCAGGACCAUGGCAAGAGAGCUCGAGUGCGACUACGCACUAUUGAAGGAGACCGCCAAGCUCAAGCGUCUACCAGUCGUCAACUUCGCAGCAGGAGGUAUUGCCACCCCAGCAGAUGCGGCACUCAUGAUGCAGAUGGGCUGCGACGGCGUCUUCGUCGGCUCAGGAAUCUUCAAGUCUGGUGACCCUGCCAAGAGGGCCAAGGCUAUCGUGCAGGCCACGACUCAUUACAACGAUCCAAAGGUACUAGCCGAGGUCUCCAUAGGCUUGGGCGAGGCUAUCGUCGGUAUCAACUGCUUCAGCAUGGGUGAGAACGACAAGCUAGCGAAGCGAGGAUGGUGA